Zasmidium cellare ATCC 36951 is the source of this 1599-nucleotide messenger RNA. RefSeq lists its product as uncharacterized. Gene Ontology annotation, biological process: transmembrane transport. The transcript is spliced from 2 exons. Gene Ontology annotation, cellular component: membrane. The record is from RefSeq and is a predicted model, not a curated record. Gene Ontology annotation, molecular function: transmembrane transporter activity. Lineage: Eukaryota; Fungi; Ascomycota; Dothideomycetes; Mycosphaerellales; Mycosphaerellaceae. Bases 1 to 1599 code for a protein of 532 amino acids.
AUGGAGAUUCCAUGGUGCCUCCAACUCCGAAUCUUGCAGCUGAAUCAGCUUCGGCUAACAUGGCGUUCUCUGAUUCCACCGACAGAGCACUCCCCUCUGCAUGCCCAUCGCCUGGCUCUUCGCACAGACCCAAACGACGAAGCCUUGGUCAAUCGUCUCAUUGAGGAUGACACACCCUACUCAGUCUUUACCACCUCUCAGAAGCGAUGGAUCGUCUUCACAGCCGCCAUGGCCAGUUUCUUCUCGCCGCUCAGUAGCUCGAUCUACUUCCCUUCAAUCACGACCAUUGCCCGCGAUCUAGGAGUCGACACGACCCAGAUCAACCUCACGGUGACGCUAUACUUGGUCAUGCAAGGUGUGUCUUCUCUUCUGGUGGCUCCUUUCUCGGACAAUCUUGGACGACGACCUGCUUACAUCGUCUCCUUGAUCAUUUUCAUUGCAGCCAACCUGGGACUUGGACUACAGAACAGCUUCUUGGCUUUACUCCUCCUACGGAUGCUCCAGAGCUUGGGGGCUUCGGGCACGAUAUCUCUCGCGCAAGGCGUCACUGGAGACGUUGUCACAUCCGCCGAGAGAGGCAGCUACAUCGCAUUCGUUUCGAUCCCACAAGUCGCAGCUCCCGUGGUUGCGCCUAUUCUUGGAGGGCUUCUGGGACAGUACUUAGGCUGGCAUUCGGUCUUUUGGUUCUUGCUGAUUGCUUCUGGAGUCUUGGCCCUCGCUCUUGGAAUGUUCUUACCUGAGACUUGUCGUAAAGUCGUAGGGGAUGGAUCGUUACUGAAGCCAGUCAUAAACAUGAGUGCCUGGGAUGCUUUCAAAACAUUUCGUGCGAAGAAAGACCACGAACAACGAGCCCCCAUUCCACUCCACAGUCAAUAUAGACUUGGCGACAUCAAUCCGCUGCUACCCCUGAAAGCAUUCCUGGAUGUCGAAAGCGUCAUUGUCUUGGUCGCCAGUGCUCUGAUUCUGGCCUGCAUGUAUGCCAUGGGGACAGUUUUCUCGGACAUAUUCGGACGGCUUUACGGUUUCAACACAUUGCAAGUCUCGCUCAUGUUCAUACCGCUCGGCGCCGGUGCAAUUGUGAGUGCCUAUACGACCGGCAAGCUCAUCGACUGGAACUAUCGAAGACAUGCACGCAGGCACAACUUGCCCCUGACGAGGAACCGGCAGUACGACCUUUCUGACUUCAAUAUUGAACGGCCACGGCUGGAGAUUGCUCUUCCGCUCAUGAUUCUCACCGUCGUCAGCACCAUCGCGUUUGGAUGGGUCACGAAUCAGAAAGUCAAUCUGGCAGGACCGAUCAUCGUCAUCUUCAUUGCAGGCUACGGCUACUCAGCAGCAUUCCAGACUUUGAACGUCCUAAUGAUCGAUGUGUACCCCUCGAAACCUGCUACGAUCACGGCCGCUGGGAACUUAGCCAGAUCAGAGAUAGGAGCUGCCGCCAGCGCUGCGAUAGCCCCAAUGAUCCAGGCAAUGGGCGAAGGGUGGGCAUUCACAGUCAUCGCGUGUAUUUGCCUAGCAUAUACGCCACUCUUGCUCCUAGUCAUGGUGAAAGGCAUGAAGUGGCGUCAAGCAAAACAAAAGAGGAGCCAAAAAGGCUGA